Molecule: messenger RNA, 1042 nt
Organism: Drosophila virilis
Lineage: Eukaryota; Metazoa; Arthropoda; Insecta; Diptera; Drosophilidae
Source: RefSeq, a predicted model, not a curated record
AGGCACACAUUUGUGGCGUCACAACAAACCAAACAUAUGUGUGCGCCAAUUUGUAUUUUGCAGUAAACAAAAAUGAAAUGCUCUGUGCGAAAUUGCGAUUCGACCAGUUCCACCGAUCGCAAAACAGUAAGUUUCUUUCAAUUACCGAAGAGCAGCAAAAUAGCCAAAAAAUGGCUGCUUUUCUGCGACAAUCCGCAGCUGAAGAACAGGAAAAGUACGUUUGUUUGCUCGGAUCAUUUUCGGCCCGAGGACAUAGGCGGCGGCGGCGCACUCGGAACAGCAAUGUGCAGACGGCGACUUAGACUAGGUGCAAUGCCAUGCAUCAGAAAAUCAGAUAGCGUGCCAUCUAAGGAACGAAUCAAAGCAAGGGAACAAUGCAGCAGCGAACGUUUAGAGAAUGAUCUUUUAGCCAGUUCAAAGGUCACAGAAACAACAUCUGAGCCGCAAGACAAUGAGGUUAUACAGGAGACUAACUGCGAAACUCAAGCAUUGUCAGAAUCGUUGCUCUCAGCAAAACCGAAGCCAGACAAAAAUUUUGAUAAAUUGGAUACGGAAAGCUCAGAGGCUGUCAUCGAUGAGCUAAGUAACCAAGUCAAAGAUCUGCGUUUGGAAAAUUUUCGCUUACAAGUCAACAUUAAAUUGGCCCAAAGAAACUACAAAGCCGAAAUCAAGAAAUUAAAAAAUAAGUUGGAACAGGCUAGAUCGCAAAUAUUACAGCUUGAGAUGCAGCUAGAGGAUAACAAAUAAUAGUAAAUAAUAAAUGAUAGAUAAUAGAAAAAAUAGAUAAUUUAAGAUAAUCUAGUUUUAGAUGCCUACACCUUGUUUUUCAAUGCACAUUCUUUAUAAAACAUACAUUUCAUAAGUCAGAAAAAUCAUUUAUAGUGGUACUCAAGAAUUUCAAAUAUUAUGCGACAAAUAAGUUUACGAAGACAAGAAAAUAUACAACGGACUGUAAUUAAUGAGAAAAGAAUCAAAGAAAUUUUGUGAAUGCUGUCAGUCUUAGUGUCAUUCUAAGAUAUGCGAAUAUACGAUUUAUGAAAAA